Rhinolophus ferrumequinum (greater horseshoe bat) is the source of this 7884-nucleotide messenger RNA. It is a transcript of the gene XKR7, whose product is annotated as XK related 7. The transcript has 3 exons. The record is from RefSeq and is a predicted model, not a curated record. Lineage: Eukaryota; Metazoa; Chordata; Mammalia; Chiroptera; Rhinolophidae. Gene Ontology annotation, cellular component: plasma membrane. Gene Ontology annotation, biological process: phosphatidylserine exposure on apoptotic cell surface; engulfment of apoptotic cell; apoptotic process involved in development. Bases 188 to 1930 code for a protein of 580 amino acids.
AGCCCAGGCAGGGUGGGGGAGGGGCGAGGGCGGCGCCGAGGAGAAUGAAUAAUUGAAGUAGAGAGGAGGAGGAAGAAGAGAAGGAGGAAGAGGAGGAGGCGGGAGCCACCCGCGUAGGGUCCUCCCCACUCCGUACCCCACCCCCUCCGCCUCCCGGAAGUCGCUCCCCGCCUCCUGCUCCGCCAACAUGGCCGCGAAGUCUGAUGGAGCGGCGGCUGCGGCCGGCCCGGGGCCGGAGGGGGCGGCCGGAGGAGCCCGGGGCAGUGCGGGCGGGCGCGGGGAAGCGGUGGCAGCGGCCGGGGGCCCGGGAGUGACCGGGGCGGGAGGCUCGGGGCCGCGCUACGAGCUGCGGGACUGCUGCUGGGUGCUGUGCGCGCUGCUAGUGUUCUUCUCCGACGGCGCCACGGACCUGUGGCUGGCGGCCUCCUACUACCUGCAUGGUCAGCGUACCUACUUCGGCCUCACGUUGCUGUUCGUGCUCCUGCCCUCGCUUGUAGUGCAGCUGCUCAGCUUCCGCUGGUUCGUGUACGACUACACGGAGCCCGCGGGGGCCCCGGGACCUGCCGUCAGCACCAAGGACAGCGGCGCCGGCGGGCCCUCCAUCAGCACCAAGGACAGCCCCGUCGCCUUCCGGACCAAAGAAGGCAGUCCCGAGCUGGGUCCCCGGCCCGCGCCCUCCUCUGCCAGCGCCUUCCGCCGCCGCUGCUGCCGCCUCUGCGUCUGGCUGCUGCAGACCUUCGUCCACCUCCUGCAGCUCGGCCAGGUCUGGAGGUACCUGCGCGCCAUGUACCUGGGACUCCAGAGCCGCUGGCGCGGGGAGCGGCUGCGGCGCCACUUCUACUGGCGGAUGCUGUUCGAGAGCGCCGACGUGAACAUGCUGCGCCUGCUGGAGACCUUCCUGCGCAGCGCGCCGCAGCUCGUGCUGCAGCUCAGCCUCUUGGUGCACCGAGGCGGCCAGCCCGACCUGCUGCCCGCCCUCUCCACCUCUGCUUCACUUGUGUCCCUGGCCUGGACGCUGGCCUCCUACCAGAAGGUGCUGCGGGACUCACGGGAUGACAAGCGUCCGCUGUCCUACAAGGGAGCGGUAGUCCAGGUGUUGUGGCACCUGUUCACUAUCGCAGCCCGCAGCCUGGCCUUCGCGCUCUUCGCCAGCGUCUACAAGCUCUACUUCGGCAUCUUCAUUGUGGCCCACUGGUGUAUCAUGACCUUCUGGGUCAUCCAGGGAGAGACGGACUUCUGCAUGUCCAAGUGGGAAGAGAUCAUUUACAACAUGGUGGUGGGCAUCAUCUAUAUCUUCUGCUGGUUCAACGUCAAGGAGGGCCGCAGCCGCCGCCGCAUGGCCCUCUACUACUGCAUUGUCCUGCUGGAGAACGCCGCGCUCACCGGCUUCUGGUACUCCAGCCGCAACUUCUCCACUGACUUCCACUCGCUCAUCCUGGUCUGUGUGGUGGCGUCCAGCUUUGCGCUGGGCAUAUUCUUCAUGUGUGUCUACUACUGUCUCUUGCACCCCAAUGGGCCCAUGCUGGGUCCCCAGGCACCUGGCUGCAUCUGCCCUGAGGCCUCAGAGCCCUGUGGCCCACCCGCCGACGCUGUCACAAGUCCCCCGAGGUCUCUGCCAAGGACUACAGGCACCGAGCGGGAAGGGGCCUCAGUGGGGGGAGAGCGUGCAGGGACCCCCACGCCACCUGUCUUCCAGGUGCGGCCUGGCCUGCCUCCCACACCAGUGGCUCGCACCUUUCGGACAGAGGGGCCUGUCAUUCGGAUUGACCUGCCUCGUAAGAAGUACCCCGCGUGGGAUGCUCAUUUUAUUGACCGCCGGCUUCGGAAGACCAUUCUGGCGCUGGAGUACUCCUCACCUGUCACACCCCGGGUGCAGUACCGGAGUGUGGGGACCUCCCAGGAGCUGCUGGAGUAUGAGACCACAGUGUAGGCCACAGUCUCCCCGCCAAAAAGGGAUGGGCUUUGCAGGCCUCAUCAACCACAGUUUUGAGCCUGGAAUUUCAGGGCCACCGGCUAAGGGGGGAGUGGAUCUGGAUCUGUUGGUCCAAGGGUAGAGUGGCCCCCUUGGGUUCUUUCAGGGGAGUGGGCAGCCUUGUGGAGGCCCCAGCCCUAAGCCCUGUUUUCAGCCCUGUGGCCCAUUUCCUAAUCCCCCCUUGAAACAGGGCCCAGGGAAUCAACUGGUGCUACACUCCUCCGGAGCUGCCUGCCCGUCUUUCAUGAAGGCCUCCAUUACCGCUUCUGGUGCUGGGGACCCCACACCCUCUCCCCUGCCUGGACUUGCCCACGUGUCACUGCUGGUAGACCUGUCAGAGCAGGAGCACUGUCUGGGGUCCAUGACUGAGGAGGCCCUGUGCUCCUGAGGGGCUGUUGGGGGUGGGCUACCUCUGGGGGGAGCACAUCUCUGAGGAUGGAGGAGGCUGUGGAAGAUGUGGGGUGAGGUGGGAGCAUCUGUACACAAGUGGGUACAGUUCCUAUGGGGUCCAAGGUCAGGAGCCUGGGCAAGAGAGGGAUUAAAGGAGGGAGCUGGGCUGGGGUAGGGAGUUAGGGGUGGGGGGCUGACAGUGCUUGAGCUGGACAGAAGGAAGGACCCGGAGACAUCUGAGAGGUUCAGGCUGGCCGAAGCAGGAAGGGGUAGCAGAUAUGCUCCCUCUAGCAGGAGCAUAGAGAAUGUUCCCCAAGUAAACUCCUCCAGAGACACCCUUAUUGUGGGCUCUAUUCUGGAUGAGGUUCCAGACACCUCAGGUGAAAUGUUUCCAGGAGCCUUUCUUUGUUCUAGAUGAGCAUAUCGAACAUUUCUUCUAGACAAAGGUCUUGAACACAACAGAUAAAAUGUCUAGGAAGAUACUCUGGGCUCAAUUAUAGGUGAAGUUCUAGCACAUGUAGCAGAGGAACUGUUCUAGAGAGACAUUCUUAGUUCUGGAUUAAAUUCUAGAACACUUAGCUGAUAAAAUGUCCUAAGGAGGCACUGAUCUGGAUUUUCUUAUGAGGGUGCGUGUACUGGAGCCCUGCUGCUCUGCUCUGGGGGAGUCUAGCUCCUGAUGUGGUGGUGGAGGGGCCUCUAGAGUGGAGUGGAACGUUCUAGGAAUAGGUACUCCAGUUCUAGACUCCCGGGGUUCUACAUAGUAGUUCUGUGCCCCUGUCUGCCUUGGUCCACAGCCAUCUUCCCAAGAGGAAAUUUUCUCAAAACCCCUGAUACAUUUCAACUGCCAAUUGGUUUCCAGCUAGAAAAAAAUGAGCUCUGGGGGCAUGACAUAAAUCUUGGCGCUCAGCCACGCGGAAGAUAUGGUUCCCUGGGGCGGCGGCUGGAAAACGGCUUGGUUUUGCCCAACCCUCCAGCGCCUGUGGUCCAUUCCCAUGGCCCAAACAUCCCAGGACACCCACGAGACCACUUGCACGGGGCCCCUCCUCUCCACUUUGGAUAGCCGUCCUGGACAGGGUGGGGGAAUGUGGGAGGAGGCAGUGCUGUGGGGUAGGACACAGAUGCUAAGCAGAGCUUGGAACAGCCCCCACCACGUCCUCACACCCUCCCGUCACUAAGGUGCAUUCACCACAAGGGCACAGUAGGUGAUGUUAAGGACAGAUGCAGACCUGGGCUGGGGGUGAGGUGGACCACGAGAAUCCUAGACUAUGCAAAUUAGGGGAGCACUUAGCCCUCUCUGGUUCGGCCUUCCUUGGGUUAUAGAUGGGAAUCCGAGGCCCAGAGUGGCAGUUAGCCUCACAAGGUCCCAGAUUCCUGGCUGUCCUGUCAGCUAGUGAUAGGUGAUAGUGAGUUUCCUGAGGAUGCAGGGAGAGGGCCACACUCAGGAUACAGGGGGACCCCAAAGGCUGAGCGGAAAGAAGCACACACCUACACACAUGUAAGCACACAUCACCCCCGUGACACAGUCACCUCACCCCUGGCACACAGCUGCAAUGGUGUGUUCAUCCCUCCCACCAACGCACAAAGAAUGCUUUUCCCUCUCUUCUACGUCCCUGAUCCCCAAGGAGCCUCAGAAACCAGGCCUCAGGGUGAUGGGUGGUGGGGAGCCCGAGGCUGACCCAGACCCCUCGGUGGCUUCACCCAUCCUUGUUCUCUGCCCAAAUCACUUUUCAGAGACCGAACUCCAUGGCUCGUUACACACAGAUCACAGCCCUUUGUGAGACAGGAGCAUUUAGGAUGUGGACCCAGAUCUACCCGACUAUUUCUCCAGGGCUGACCAUGCCAGUUUUCACCCCAUGUUGUUUCACCUAAACUUUCCCCUGCUUGCAACUUCCCUACAAAAGAGGUGUUAUUAACCCAUCUGAUGGAGGAGGAAACUAAGUUUCAGAGAGGUAACAUGAGGGUCACCCUUGGCAGGUUAUUUUACUCCCCAGCGUCAUAGAAUGGCCUGUCUGGCUGCCCCAUUCUUCAGCAUCCUAAAAGGAAAAGAUAAAAAUAUCCUCCCUGGGAGCUGGGAGUCCUUCCAGCUCCAGGAGACACCCAGAGAACCAGGGAAUAGGACAGAGCUGGCAGGCUGAGGGGUAGCGUGAGGCUCUCGUGGAGGCGUGGCCAGUUUGUGGACCUUACUCCAUUCCCACCCCCGACAUCUUCUCCAUCCCACAAAACCUUCCUUCGCAACCUCUGCCUGUGGACAUCUGAGCAGCAGAAAUGGCUGUCAGAGAGGGCUGCAGGCAUCUCUUGCUUCUCACCCUCAGGAAAGAGCUUAGCCCCUUAAGGACCCCCCUGAACCCACACACACCCAGGAGCUCAGGACCCCAUCCGUCCCAGGCCUGAGGUCCCCUGUCCUGGGUUCUACUUCAUCUGGUCCCUGCCAGUCCCCUUGUUUCAGUGGGAUAGAGGAGUCGGAGUAGAGAAGGGCACCACCCCAUCUGAGCUGUUGUUUUGUUUUCAUUUCACGACACAGUCUACCUCAGCCGGUCUCUCUUCCCCACCAGAAUCGGAGCCCUGGAUCUCUGACUCCUGCUCCUCAUUCCCUGCCUCCCACCUCAGUCUGGUUGCUCAGUCCUUCACAGAAUCCCUACAGGGUCCUUACAGUGAGAGAAGGCUCCAGAACCACAACCCAGUGGGAUUCUUGGGGCCACCUGCCCUCCACACCCACUGUAAAGGAGAAAAAGAGAGGCCCAGAGAGGGCAGGGGACAUGCCCGAGAUCACACAGAAAGUCAAUGGCAGAGUUAGGCUUUUCCUGAAGGUUAGAGGUAAUUGGGUCUCUCUUAAUCUUGCCGGGAACAGAAGAGGAGAAGAUACUCUGGGUACCCAAUAUGCCAGGCUCUGCCCUGCCCUCAGUGUUUCCAUCCCCAGGAGACCAGUGUCCUCAUUCCCAGGGCAGACUUCUGCUUCCCGAUUUUCUUGAACUGAUUUCACAGGCUCCUCACUGUGCUCCCUAAACCUCCAGGCACCACACACCCCUCAUCGCACCUCCAUGCACUGAUGUACCACGUGCCUUGUAACUGUCACCCCUGGUUGAACAGCACAGACCUCCACCCCCCCCCAACAGGGGGCUCCCCAACAAGGAAGGCUUUCUUGGUCCCCUCCUCUCAUCUGCCUCAUCCUUGCGUCUUCCCAAAGUCUGCCUUAGCCCCAGUGACCUCCCUGCUACACUUGUGUCCCACAGAGGUAUGUCACUGAUGAGAGUUGGGGAAGGCAGAGGGCAGGGAGGGCAAGGCCUGGGGAAUGUCCAGGUCUCAGGCUGAGGACCGAGGGGGCUGGCAGCAUCCAGGGGAAGUCUUCCCUGGCAGCCCCAGUGCCCUCCUAGGGGCUGAAGUUCCUCAGGUCCUUCCCUUGGAGCUCACCUGGGCUAGGAGUUGACAGAAGCCUCAGGCAGUGGAGAGGUUUUCUGGGGCAGGGUGCAAGGGUUGCAAAUUCAAAUGCUUUCAGGUAAUGAAAAUGAGAGAUGUGGAGGCGCUAAAUGAUACGGAGUGGGGGGGACUCUGGCCAAUAGGAGCGGACAUACCCUGCCCACAGGCACUAACAUUCACAUUAAAAAAAAAAAAAACAACCCACGCUGGCCAAGCUAAACACUCAUAUUUGGGCCAUGAGCCACCAGUUUGAGACCUCUGGUUCAGAAUGAGAAGGUUCUUGAAAGCCCUGCAGAGUCUGGACAACCCUCUGGGGAAGUCAGGGACAGAGGCGUUGGCUCCCUCUGAGACACUAAACCCCACCACCUAGCCACCUGAGAACUGGCCCCACUACCCUCUCAGUUGAAAAGAGGAAGGAGGUCUGGGUAUCCCAGGCUCCCUGAUUUGGGAACCACCAUCUGAUAAGAGCGACAGGCCCCUCCAGUGCCUGAGGCAGCUAGUUUAGGUGUUGGGUCUUCUCUAGUUUGGGGGUCCCUGGUUAGGAGGAACCUGCAUUGAGAGGGGAAAGAGUCCAGGUACAGGAGGAAGACUGAAAGCCAGAACUCAACUGCCCCCAUCCUUUGCUGGGCCCUGCCAAUCUUUGGCACCUGUUUCCCAGGUAAAGCUGGAGAUGGGGGACGGGGUGGGGGGACGAGCUAUCAAUUUCUGUAUUAAAGUGCUUUGUGAUGUCUCAAUGAAAGGGACUGAGUGCCAAGCCAUGAGGGCCGCAGUAGGGAUGGGGCCUGAGUACCCCCUUCCCAACCAGAGAGGCUUCUGAGACCCUGGGGCUGGAGGGAAAAGGGACUAUGUGCCAUUAUGUUUGGGGAGGAGCGAGGUCAUUCCUGGGGUUUUGGUUGCUACAUGCAGAUACAGGCAAGGGGAGGAAAAGCAGGAAAUUGUUCAAGUGGGAGAGGAAGGCUCCGUCUCAGAUGGCCUGGUUCCUGGAGGCAGAAAGUUCCUCCACCCUUCCCUUCUCACUGCAAGGAGGGGGCAGCCCUUUCCCCAGCAGUCCUGGCUUUCAUUCUAUGCACACUCGUUGUAAGGGCACUCCCAGGCCAGGCUGAAGGGGUAGGGGGUACUUGCAAUAAUCCCAGACAAAUAGCCUGACAAAAGGGGGCGAGAAAGGCAUCAGGUGGGACAUGGAUAUUCCUCUAGCUCCCUCUCACCCAAAUCCCAGAAUCCAAACCAGGCCUGUCUCUACUGAGCUAAACCACCAAAUUUGGAGGGGCCUCAUACACAGAGCCUGGAACCCUUGGUUUUCCAAACCAGUUAUAAAUAGCUGGAACGGACCCAAAUGAUUCCCGGUGCCCCUCUUAUUAUUUUCACCCUGAGGAUCCUAGAGUUUGGGAGAUUUUUCUCCCAAACAAGCCUCAAUUCUUGAAGUAUAAUUAAUUUUUCCAUAUUAAAUCAACUCAAGCUGAGCUUCUGAGUGAGGCCUGCCAAGGCCUCAAGUUAGCUUCUAGGGCUUGAGAGUGGGGGAAUAUUUGUGUUCUGUUGGUGUUUACACAAUUCUCGAGAGCACUGGUGGGCCCCCAUUCCUGCCUUCGCAACCCUCAGGACCUGGGACCCCAAGGUGGGAAUCAGCGUUGUAAUCACCCAGCGUAGUGUUUCACUGAAGGGGAAGGCUCAGAGAGCCAGCCAGCCCAAGGUCACACAGCGAGUUGGUGUCAGGGUGGGACCAGAGCCCAGGUCCUUCAGGGUGCCACAGGAACACCCCAAGCCCUAAUGCCCGCACUCCACUUUUUCCUACUCCAGGAACCACUAGCCAUGCCUGAGAGGGGCUACUAUCCCCCCCUCAGCACAAUUCCGGGUGAUUCUCCCCUCUAGGUUCUUCUCUCUUCCCUCCCAAACCAGCCCCCAUCCCUGCCCAUUUGUUUCCUAUUCCUGUCCCACCUCCUGGUAUUUACUACAUCUGUGCCAUCCUCAGUCCCCCACCCCAACUAACCCCUCUGCGCAUCCCCCAGGAGAGGGAGGUGGCCCCAAGCUGGGGCUUCUGUACUGAGACUCUUUUGUACACCACAAACUUUUUGUAUAUUUUUAAUUUUGCUGCGACAUGAGCUAUUAAAAGU